Molecule: messenger RNA, 6171 nt
Organism: Zeugodacus cucurbitae (melon fly)
Lineage: Eukaryota; Metazoa; Arthropoda; Insecta; Diptera; Tephritidae
Gene: fid
Exons: 5
Coding region: 875-5338 (1487 amino acids)
Biological process (GO): tRNA wobble uridine modification
Cellular component (GO): cytoplasm; nucleus
Molecular function (GO): S-adenosylmethionine-dependent methyltransferase activity; tRNA binding
Source: RefSeq, a predicted model, not a curated record
UAUAUAUUUCAGUUAGUUAAAGUCUCAGUAUAUAGUGGCAUGUGUUUUAUUUAUUUGUUUCAUAACAUUUAAUAUAAAGCAGUGCAACAGUGAAUAUUUAAUUUACACACAUGUUUAAACUAAUAAUACGAAAUUAGCUGCAUAUAGCAUAUUCCUUUAUUUUAAGAAAAUUGUGAAAAAUCAUUGGCACUCAAUUCCUAUUUUCAAAAGCUUUAUUCCGUUUUCCUUGUGAAAUGUUUCUCUCUCUCUCUCUUAAAGCAGUGUUGUACGUGUCCUUACAUUAUGUCACUCUCUGGCAUUCUAUAUAUAUAUGUAUUUAUAUUUCGCGGUUCGUUAAGUUAGCACGCAGGAGUAAAUAAACCCCGCAAUAUCAGUUUAUGACUAAAUAUUUCUAUCUGAAAACCAACUAGGUAUAAUAAGGUCACAAUUAUACUAAUCAAAGAACGAUUUGUUGGCAUAUUUUUUGUACAGGUGGGGUUUCUGACCGAAAUCUGACAACUCUCAUUUCAUACAACUUUGUCUGUAGAAGUUCAUAUUAGUUUAAUAGUAGUUUGACUGGUUGAUUUCAUAUACCAAAUAAUUGCAACAUACAAAACAAAUAUAAUGAACUUAAAAAAGAAAUAUAUUAAUAAUAUAUGUAGCAUUUUGGUAGUUUAUGUAAUAUUAUGAAAAUAUGAAUAGAAAAAUGAACACUAACCAAUAAACAAGUACAAAAAUAACCAAUCCCCAGUGCAUAAAGAAUUUAUCUGCACCCCUAAAUAUCGACAAAUUGCAGGUCAACGAAAUUAGCACAACGACCUCAAUGUGGAGUCUCAAACGAUGUGCAUUUGGAAUUUUGGAAGAAGCUAAAUGAAGAUACACAUAAAUUCUCUAAAUGUUGACCAGCUGUUUAGCACUUGAUUCAAGCACGAACACCUUGAAUAUAACAACAAAUGAUGGUUUUACCGGAAUUAAUGUUAAUCUAGAUGAUGAAAUUUUCCACUCGGAAUUUGCAAAUUCUUUGGAGGCAAACGCUAAUAUAUUUCAAAGGGUAUCGAUGACGAAGCAACUAACUACCAGUUCUCCUACAACAAAUGGGGAAAGAAACCCCGGUACCUUAGUUAUAACGCCUAUAGCUCAUCUUGGUCCUAGUGAUACAUCAAUACCAAAUAAAAUAGAUUCGGCUGGAAUUGAGGCCGACAAUUGCAAUUCAGCAAAAGUGUUGCAAAAAAAUAGCAGCAAUUAUAUAACUUUAUUGCCAAACGCACAUGUUGCAAGCAUUUUGGCCACAAUCAAUUCGGGAAAUGAUGAAGUUUCUUCAAGGAAGACAGUUGAUGAUACCAAUGGACGUUCAGCGGCACUGGAACGUGCUUAUGUUCAUGAUGUGUAUGAGAAUUGCAAUGAGCCAACUGGUCCUAUUCGACCACGUAUAGCACAAUUUCUGAAUAAUUUAGAUCCUGGUGCAGUAGUCUGUGAUGUUGGCUGCGGUAAUGGUCGCUAUCUUGCUCAAGGAAAUCCUUCCAUUUGCACAGUUGGAGUUGAUCGUUGUUAUAGAUUGAGUAAGAUGGCUCGUGAAAAAGGCGGGGAGGUCAUAAUGUGUGAUAAUUUGGAGCUACCAUUUCGAGAUGAUUCAUUUGAUGCAGUUCUUUCGUUGGCAGUUGUUCAUCAUUUCGCUACCACUGAGCGCCGAGUAAAUGCUCUCCGAGAGUUGGCACGUGUAUUGCGCAUUGGUGGUCGUGUCAUUAUAACGGUAUGGGCACUUGAACAGAGACACCGUCGUUUUGAGUCACAAGAUGUUCUCAUUCCAUGGCAGCCUCCGAAAAUUCGUAAUAUGAGCUGUUCGGAUGAAGAGGAUGAUGAAAGCUUCUUACCACCUUAUCAUGCUUACACAGAGGACUCAACAAACUCAAGCCGCUCAGCUGGUGAUGGUGACAGCUCAAGUUUAUCCUCAUCCUCGCCCGGUGAAUCCUGCUACAGUUUUGUUCGACGUGCUAUUCAAAAACUUGCUGCUGGUCGAAAGCAUCCUUGGUUUUUGGACUCAUGGGCCUCAAAAGAAACAAAAAAUGAUAGCAGCCUAGAUUUUGAAGAUGUGAAAGAUUUGCCAAUCGAACUUCGACGACUUGAAGAUUUUGAAGACUUUCACGAUCCUCCACUUUCUGCAGGAUUGAAAUCACGUAGUCUUGGUAGCAUUCUGAAUCCCCCUCCCCGUCAAAUUGUCCGUUCAAGAUCCAGUGUCCCUAGUUUAGGUGGAACUCUCUUUCAUUUGGACGUGAAUUACAAACCUGGAAUAUCUGUAUCUACUUAUUCAAUUCAAAACACUCAACAUUUCUUUACCAAGGACUUCAAUAUAGCACCCGUUAUUGUCUCCAAAAAUAAUGUAUCUCCCACAAAAUCAGUGAAUGCUGCAAAUGUAAGAAGUAUAAAUAGUAAUAGUCCACUAGGACGCCGCCCAAAGCUCAUCAAACAAAAACAAUCCUUUUGUGAUGAAGAAUGCCAACUGCCAGAAUAUCCUUUUCAUAUAAAAGGUGCACAUAAUAGUAAUAAUUUUAAUGCCAGUAGUAGUUUGUAUUCACGAAGUCGCUACUACUUCAACGGCAGUAACAUUAACGUUAACUCACAAACUAUAGGAAAAAUGCCUAUUAUUGAUAAUUUACACCAUCAAUCUCCACUUUCCGCCCGCCAAAUGAUGCAAGCAAGUAUUUUUUUACGCAAACAAAGUUCCUUGAAUGAGGAACUUAUGGCCGUUAACCGAUUGCGUGAAAAAGAGGGAGUUCGGAAACGCAUUCAAAAGCAGACGUCAUUAAAUGAAGCAUUCCUUUGUCAAUCCAGUACACUUUCCAAAAAAUUUCAUAUUAUGCGAGAGAACUUCACGAAGAAAGUGAAAACUUCAACAGGCAGUUUUGAGAGGGUUACUAAAACUGGAUUGAAUAAAUUAGUUCAAAACCUUUCAUCUUAUAUAUCGCCAGGAACGAUUAGCUCCGAUCUGUCUGAUAAAGUAAUUAGCGAGAUUCAAGAAUACGGUACCGUACAUUCGCAAUCUAACGCUCCCAAAUGCAAUAAAUAUCACCAUCAUCACCAUUAUCAGAACGUUCAGCAUCCACAAUCUGUAAAUCUGCAAAAUUGCCAAUAUCAUCCGCGUACUUUCACAAACAACCAGGAAACCGGUUCGCAGGCGUCACAUUAUCAAAAGCAAUUGUCGAUCAGUAGUGGGGUCAACAAAUACGCCGGUCCAGUCACAUAUUGUAACAAUGCAGAGUGUUCUAACACGGGCUGUUAUUGCAGCACAUACCAUUAUGCGGGUUGUAGUACUUUUUGUACUACUAACGAUGGUUAUGAAAAUAAGAAUGGAGAGUCACGACGACACUCUAAAGAGUCCGGUUCAGACUCCUCUAAGGACAGCAGUUUACAGUCGGAUACCAGUAUUGAGUCAGAAGAUAGUUUCGCCUCAGUUAUUUUUAUACCAAAGCCAGAACAGCAUCAGCAACAACUUAACUACCAACAAAGCUCAAAUUCGAGUUCAAGUAAUUCGUCCUCAAGCAAUGGUGGAGGGGGAUGUCGAACUUAUGGAAGUUGCUGCCAACACAAGAUUGAAACGUGUAAAAAACAAAACAGUGACAAUACUCAAAAUUGUUUAACAUGUCUAAAGCAUCUGCAACAACCGCACCAUCAAAGAUUGCCCUCCGUACCCACCUCGCCCAUGAUUUUGGCAUGUCCACCAACUCCAGCGCAUUCCCCUGCAGCAAUACAAGCUGUUAUAACAUCUCCCCCAAGGACAGUUGCAGCUGUGACGGCAGCCAUGGCAAUACUUACUCCACCUUCAGAUAUUAAAAAUGGAAUCUUAGAUGAAAAUUCAAAAACAUUCUCAAAUAAUAAUACGAAAAAUAUCAAGGAUCGAUUCGAUUUUGAUGAAGACCUUAUAAAGCAGCACGAAAAGGAUAAAGCACAAAAUCAGCGAGAAAAUGAAGAAAUAGAAUGUAAAAUAACGCGACAAAUUAUCAAGAACCUACCUCCUAUUCCUAAAUUUCGUAAACAAUCUUUGCAACCAUUACGUCAAUAUUUUCCGAUCGUACGGCGGUCAUCGACAACAUCUAGCUCAUCUAUACCAAAUAUGCCAAAACUAAUGUCUUUAGAACUUUUCAAUCCAGCCACUGACGAUCUAGACAGCGAUUCGAGCGAGGCAUCCACACCAAACUCAAUUGACAGUGUGAUUAGUACUGGAAAAUCCAAUUCUACGACAAUUACCUUAGAGCAAAGUAUAAAUGUGAAAUCAUCUCCUACAUUUGAACAAGAUGAAUGCGAUUUUGAGCAAACUAUUAAGACAAAAAAACAACAAAACUACGGUGAGCAACUGAAGAACAGUAGUGACAUUCCACUCGACAUAUUUUUAAAUGAAGAAGACAGUUGUCCUAUACCACCGAAUAAAACCAAUAUUAACAUCAGUACGAAUUCAUUACAUAGGAAAGAACAAGACUUUGUUGAGUUUGCCGAACAGCUCAAUAUACAGUUGAUGCGGAAAUUUGAGGACAAAAGCGAUAAUGAUGAAUGUGUAAACAUAGAAGCGAUGAACGAAUUUGGCGAUUUUUCAGAUGUACACGUUAAUGUGUCGGCAGAAUAUUUAAAUUGGAAGCGUAGUAAUGAGUUGCGAGACUUGUCGGCAAUUCGCGAGGAACUACGGGAACGACGUUUAAUGCUCGCAAACCUUUCUACUCAGCCAAGCUUGCAACAAUCGCCAACAUCUUCCACAUCAUCCUUAUCUUCACAGACACGUAGUUUUACCAUUCAUGAGGAAAAUGAAGAAGAAAGUGAUGAACGAAGCUACUCUCUGCAACUCUAUGAGAAUUGUAAAGUAUCAAAAAUUAAUUAUAUACGUAAUCGUCCAUAUAAUUUGAAUCCGGAAACCGCUUACCUAUUGCAAGACGAAGGUGAAAUCUUUAACGAAGAAGAAGAAAAUGAAUUUGAUUCAUUAUCCAAACAAGAAACUCUUAAUCAACCCACAGAUGAAACCCAAAUGUGCCCCAAAGUCUCUGAAAGACCAAUUAGGAAUGAAACUUUGAGAUUGGAAAUAACAGAUGAAAAAAAAGACAAUUCAUUCGAACAAAAACCCAAAGAAUCUGAAAAAUCUCUCCAAAAUCGACAAUCAACAGAAUCAUGGGGCAAUUCUAACAGCUCUGCUGGUUCUCUUGAGAGUCCGUCUCAAGGGGGCUCAACAACACACCACCGCUAUUAUCACGUUUUUCGUGAGGGAGAGCUUGAUGCAUUGAUCAAUCAUCAUGUAGCUAGUUUACAUAUAGUCUCCUCAUACUAUGAACGGUCUAGUUGGUGUGUAGUUGCUGAAAAAGUUCAAGUUUGGACUAUAUAAAUAAAAUCUGAAACUUAUCCGUAAAAUUUAAACAAUAUGGAAAUGGAAAAUUAUAAUACAUACAUAACCUCUGACCAACAAUACCAAAACAAUAACGAAUUAAAUUUACGACUUUUUACUCGUGCAUUAAACAUUAAUAUAUACUGUGUAAUUAUGUAAAAGGAAUUGCUAGUGUGUUCACACGCCUUAGUUCUAAUUCAGUAUAGAUUAUAGUGCUUAAUAUAUCUCAACCAUACAUACGAGUACACAUGAACUCCCGAGCUUACAUCGAACGAAAUAUUCUCAACGAAUGUAAUGAACUAGGAUGUAUUUUAUUAGUAGAUAUGCACAGCCCCUCGCAUAAUGUGUUCCAAUCAUAAGAAUAGACGUAUAUAUAUACAGUAAUCCCCGCUUAAGUGCCCCUUCUUAAUAUGCAAGACUUUUGGAACACUUAAGCGAGAAAGACACUUAAAUGAAUUCCGCUUAAGUGCCUCGAGGUACUUACCAAGCUUUUUAUCAAAUGCUUCGAUCUAAUAUUUUUUCUUUAUUUCUUAUUAAUAACAAAAAUACUUAUUAAUAGCAAUAAAUAUGAAAAAAAACUUGUUUUCAUGCUCUUUAAUUUGGUUUGACAUUGUCAAAAGGCACUUAAAAGAGAAAAAUUGCAAACAAUUUUGUAUUUGUGGUUUAAAUAUUACAAGCAUUUAAGCAGUAAAAGCCACUUAAGUGGAGAAUUGUAUAUGUAAAUUUACAGAAAAAACAACGAUGCAGCAAAAUAUGUAAACUUAAGCGGGGAUCACUUUAUACCUUUAUUAAUACAGAUACUGGUGCUUAUGUUUGGCUUUGUAUUAACGUAU